This is a messenger RNA of Arabidopsis thaliana (thale cress), 1103 nucleotides long. RefSeq names its product Bifunctional inhibitor/lipid-transfer protein/seed storage 2S albumin superfamily protein. The record is from RefSeq and is marked reviewed. Bases 43 to 870 code for a protein of 275 amino acids. The transcript has a single exon. NCBI's taxonomy places the organism in Eukaryota, Viridiplantae, Streptophyta, Magnoliopsida, Brassicales, Brassicaceae.
ACUUCCUUGUCACAAACCAAACCCUAAACCAUCUUUCUCAACAUGGCGCUUCUUCACAAGCAAAACAUUUCCUUUGUGAUACUCCUCCUCCUCGGUCUCCUUGCCGUCUCUUAUGCUUGUGAUUGUAGUGACCCUCCUAAACCAUCACCACACCCUGUUAAACCGCCAAAACAUCCCGCUAAACCACCUAAGCCCCCUACCGUUAAACCACCUACUCACACCCCAAAGCCUCCCACUGUGAAGCCUCCACCUCCAUACAUUCCAUGCCCUCCUCCGCCCUAUACUCCAAAACCUCCAACCGUGAAGCCACCACCACCUCCCUACGUGAAGCCACCACCACCUCCCACUGUGAAGCCACCACCACCUCCUUACGUGAAGCCACCACCACCCCCUACCGUGAAGCCACCACCACCACCCACGCCGUAUACUCCACCACCACCCACGCCGUAUACUCCUCCACCACCCACGGUGAAGCCACCACCACCACCGGUCGUUACCCCACCACCGCCAACACCAACCCCAGAGGCGCCAUGUCCGCCACCACCACCAACACCAUAUCCUCCUCCGCCUAAACCGGAAACUUGUCCAAUCGACGCACUGAAACUAGGCGCAUGUGUGGACGUGCUAGGCGGUUUGAUUCACAUCGGACUAGGGAAAAGCUACGCUAAGGCAAAGUGUUGCCCACUUCUUGACGACUUAGUGGGUCUUGACGCGGCGGUUUGUCUCUGCACCACCAUUAGAGCGAAGCUUCUCAACAUUGACCUCAUUAUCCCAAUUGCUCUAGAGGUUCUUGUCGACUGUGGUAAGACUCCUCCACCUCGUGGCUUCAAGUGUCCUACUCCGCUAAAAAGGACUCCUCUCUUGGGUUGAUCUCUUUUGUAUUUCAUUUGAUACAACAAAAAAGGGUUUGAGACGUUAAGAUCUACUAGAUUCUUAUUUAUGUUUUGCGAAACAAUAAUUAAAAGGGUCUAAAUUUAGUAAUUGUUCUAAAAAUAUAAAGCAAAUUUUAUGUAUUGUAUGAUGAUUAUGUACGUUGAAAUAAUGUUAUCUGAAAUUUGAUUUUUAAAGGACAAACACUACGCAGUGGUCAUUGCUCAACGUGU